Molecule: messenger RNA, 12054 nt
Organism: Pogona vitticeps (central bearded dragon)
Lineage: Eukaryota; Metazoa; Chordata; Lepidosauria; Squamata; Agamidae
Gene: BPTF
Product: bromodomain PHD finger transcription factor
Biological process (GO): regulation of transcription by RNA polymerase II
Cellular component (GO): NURF complex
Molecular function (GO): zinc ion binding; RNA polymerase II cis-regulatory region sequence-specific DNA binding
Source: RefSeq, a predicted model, not a curated record
GCGGCUGGUUCUUCUUCCAGGCGGAGCAGCAGCAAAGUGGUGUACGACGAUCAUGAGAGCGAGGAGGAGGAGGACGACGACGACGAGAGCGCCGUGUCCGACGAGGAGGAGGAAGAGGAGGAAGGAGGGGAUCGCGAGGCGAAGCCGGAUUCCGACGAGGACCGAGUGGCCAUGGAGGAAGAGGAGGAGGAGGAGGAGGAAGAGGAGGCGGGCGACUCCGAUUACCCCGAAGGGAUGGAGGACGAGGACGAUGCCAGCUAUUGCACUGAGAGCAGCUUCCGGAGCCACAGCACCUACAGCAGCACCCCAGGAAGGAGAAGACAAAGAGUACAUCGUCCACGUUCUCCAAUAUUGGAAGAAAAAGACAUCCCUCCUCUUGACUUGCCUAAAUCCUCAGAGGACUUAAUGGUGCCUAAUGAGCAUAUAAUGAAUGUUAUUGCCAUCUAUGAGGUACUGCGGAACUUUGGCACAGUCUUGCGCUUGUCCCCUUUUCGUUUUGAGGACUUCUGUGCUGCUCUUGUUAGUCAAGAACAGUGUACACUUAUGGCAGAAAUGCAUAUAGUGCUUUUAAAAGCUGUUUUACGUGAAGAAGACACUUCAAAUACAACCUUUGGUCCUGCGGACCUCAAAGACAGUGUUAAUUCCACGUUGUAUUUCAUAGACGGGAUGACGUGGCCAGAGGUUCUGCGGGUAUAUUGUGAGAGUGACAAGGAGUAUCAUCAUGUUCUUCCUUUCCAAGAGUCAGAGGACUACCCUUAUGGACCAGUUGAGAGUAAAAUCAAGGUUCUACAGUUUUUAGUGGAUCAGUUUCUUACAACAAACAUUGCACGUGAGGAAUUACUGUCAGAAGGUGUGAUACAAUAUGAUGACCAUUGUAGAGUUUGUCACAAACUGGGAGACUUGCUUUGCUGUGAAACAUGCUCAGCAGUGUACCACUUGGAGUGUGUAAAACCACCUCUUGAAGAAGUACCAGAGGAUGAAUGGCAGUGUGAAGUUUGUGUAGCACAUAAGGUGCCUGGAGUAACGGACUGUAUUGCUGAAAUCCAAAAAAAUAAACCAUAUAUUAGACACGAACCUAUUGGAUAUGACAGAAACCGACGGAAGUACUGGUUCCUGAAUAGGAGGAUUAUUAUAGAAGAAGAUUCAGAAUGUGAGAAAGAUAAGAAAAUCUGGUACUAUAGCACAAAAGUCCAGCUGGCAGAAUUAAUUGAAUGCCUUGACAAAGAUUACUGGGAAGCUGAUCUCUGCAAAACUGUGGAAGAAAUGCGUGAAGAAAUCCAUCGGCAUAUGGAUAUAACAGAAGACCUUACUAAUAAAGCACGGGGUAACAAUAAAUCGUUCCUUGCUGCAGCAAAUGAAGAAAUUCUGGAAGCAGCCAGAGUCAGAAGGGGUGAAACGUUGGAGGAUAAAAGCUCAGUGGAUGAUGAGACGGAAAAAGAAAAAGCUAAUGUUGAGAAUAAAGAUAGUGCAGAGACUGAUAUUAGCAAAGAGGAAGUUUCAGACCAACAGUCAGAUAUAAACAAAGAAAUGCCACAGCAGGAAAUUUCUGAAAAAGAAAGUAAAGAAGAUCUAACAGAUGGAGAUAAAGGGACCUCGGUGACAUCGCCUGGUGGGGGCAACAUCACGAGUUCUUCUGGGGGAGAGGCUAAUACUUCUGAAGGGAAGAACACAAUGGAAAGUGACUCGGAAGUCCUUGUUGAUAAUGGGGGAAACAAGAGUCUGGCAUCAGAGCCUCUUAAAGAUGUCUCAGGUGAAACAGCAAAGACAGGUUCCAACCAGAGCCUUGAUAUAUCUGCUGAAGCACUCCUGUCUGAUCCAGAGAACAGCAGUAGCAAUGAACCAAAUUCUGUUAAGAGUGAGGUUGAGAAGACAUUUGAUGAAGUGGAGAAUAUUGAUGUGGGAUCACAGAGUUCAGAAGAGCUAGGGGAUAAAUCUAAUGGUGAAAGAAGUGACUCUCCAAACACAGGAAGAAUUACUCCAGGCUCCACACGAAUGGUCACCAGGUUACGAAAUCCAGAUAGCAAACUCAGCCAGUUGAAAAGUCAGCAGGUUGCUGCAGCAGCACAUGAAGCAAAUAAGCUAUUUAAAGAAGGCAAAGAGGUGCUUGUGGUCAAUUCCCAAGGGGAAAUCUCCCGACUGAACACCAAGAAAGAAAUAGUGAUGAAAGGAAACAUCAACAAUUAUUUUAAGCUGGGUCAAGAAGGGAAGUAUCGUGUAUACCACAAUCAGUAUGCCACCAAUUCUUUUGCAUUAAACAAACAUCAGCACCGGGAAGAUCAUGACAAGAGGCGGCACCUCUCUCAUAAGUUUUGUCUGAGCCCUGCUGGAGAGUUCAAAUGGAAUGGCUCUGUCCAUGGAUCGAAGGUGCUAACAAUAUCUACCCUGAGGCUAACAAUUAUUCAGCUGGAGAACAACAUCCCGUCUUCAUUCCUUCACCCCAACUGGGCUUCACAUAGGUCUAACUGGAUCAAAGCUGUUCAGAUGUGUAGCAAACCUAGAGAAUUUGCACUGGCUUUGGCUAUAUUGGAAUGUGCAAUUAAACCAGUUGUGAUGUUGCCAGUCUGGAGAGAGUCUUUGGGACAUACAAGGUUACGCAGAAUGACAGCUAUUGAAAGAGAAGAUAAGGAGAAGAUCAAAAAGAAAGAAAGAAAGCAAGAGGAAGAGGAAACAAUGCAGCAAGCAACAUGGGUGAAAUACACAUUUCCUAUAAAACACCAGGUUUGGAAACAAAAAGGGGAAGAAUACAGAGUAACAGGAUAUGGUGGAUGGAUCUGGAUUAGCAAAACUCAUGUUCAUAGAUUUGUGCCCAGGUUACCGGGAAAUACUAAUGUCAGUUACAGAAAAUUGCUACCUGCAAAGAAUACUACUGCCACCACAGAAAAACAGCACGAACUGGAUAAAAGGAAAAAUCCAUCAAAAAUAAAAGUUGAGCAUGGUUCUUUCAAAGACAGAAUAAAAAACACCCGUGAGCCACACAAAAAGGACCAAAAAGAAACAGAAAAUUCCGAGACCACAAAGAAAAAUUGCACCAAGCAGGAAAAUGAGCUGAAUGAAGAAAAAACGGAUGUCAAUAAGAGUUUGGAAAAAUCAGAUCAUGCAGAAGAAGAGGAAAAAGAAGUGAAUGCAAAUGAUAAAGGCAUCAAAGAAGAACCCAUGGAGGUUGAUGAAGUCAAAAUGGAUACCUCUGCAAAAUAUGAAGAAAUCCCAAUCACUGUUGAUUUAAUCAAUGUUAGUGAAGGCUUUCAUUUAAGGACAUAUUAUAAAAAGAAAGUAAAAUCUUCAAAACUAGAUGGAUUGCUAGAAAGAAGAGUAAAACAGUUCACACUGGAAGAAAAGCAGCGGUUAGAAAGAAUAAAGCUUAAAGCUGGUGCUAACUCUUCAGGUUGUAAGUCUCUUGCACAGAAGAAUGUGGGUGAGAUACAAAUAGUCAAGGCAGGGGACGGAAGGCAAAUGGAUGGAACUGCCCAAAACAGAAUUGAUGUUUUGGGUACAGAUCAGACUGAAGGUUCCACUAAAGAUCACCUGUCGCCUAGCAACCUGCACUUUAUCAAAACCAGUGGAUCAGCCCAAUCUUUGCCUUGCUUGAACAGACUUUUAGAGGGAGAUGGGGAUGUAACCUCCAUUCAUUGCCCAGAUACUCAGAGUCUGGUAGCAAAGGGUAGUAAUGAAAGUGUUUCUGAACCAAUGGACAUAGAUGAAACUCAGGUACAGAGUAAAGAGAAAGAUGCUCCCAGUUCUGCUACUGCUGACUCCAAAGCAGUGGAAAACAAAGACACAAAUAAAUGUGGCAUCUUAGAGGACAAUGCAGAGUGUUCAAAGCAAACAGAUGCCACAGUGUCUCAGUGUGAAAACAUUGUGCAGCCAGUGAUAACAGAAAGUAGAGGUGAAGAAGAUCCUUCAUCUUUGGCUGUGAGAGGAAAUGAAACAAUAAAACCUGAAAAACAAGACUGCGAUUCUGUCGAAACUUCUAGUUUAAAAGAUCGUUCUGGCAUGGUUUCCACACAAGCAAAGGACAGUCUUUUGAAAAGCAGUGAAGAAUCGUCUGAACCCAAAAUUGGAUUAAAUCCAAAGCAAACUCUUGGAGACCUAAAAUCCUUACACACUGAACUCAUUUCAGAAAAGGCAUUUGAAGCUCAAAUUCCUGACAUGAUUGAGGAAAGUAUUAUGGAUGAAGUACUGAAGUCUCAGAUCACUGAAACAAAUGGUGAAAAACCAGACCAAACAAAGUGUGGCCCUCCAAGUUCUGUGAAUAAAUGCUUUGACCAAAUUAAAAUCAUGGCUGAUAAAAAUAAUAAUAAAAAUGGAGAAUUGGAUGCCCAUACAGAGAAAGAAAAGCCAGCAGCAUUUCAGAUUAAUGGAAAAGAAAAUGAUUUUAAGGUAUUUUCAGACGAAGAGUUCUUAAAACGAGAGACCAUUGCACAAACAGAGAGUAAUAUUGACUCUAAAGUCAGUAAUCUCAAUCAAAAUAAUCCUCUGGUUAAACCAUUUUCAUCCAGUGAACCUGUAAAACCAUUCAUGAACGGUGAUGUCGCUGCUGAAGAUACGGGUGAGAAAGAAAAUAUGGACAGUGAGGUGUUACAGAAUUCGGUGGGUACAGACAGUGAUUCUAAAGAGCAUGAUUUAUCUCAAGAUAAAACAUGUCAGUCUGCUUAUCAUACCGAAAGGAAACAAUGUUCUCCUGAAAGAUCUAGUCCAGUUGAUGAAACAUCAAUUCCAAGCCUUGAUUCCUGUAAUGAAAACAGUGCAUAUAGGGAAACAGAAUGCAUGGAUGUUGAGUCACCUUGUGUCAAGAAAUCUACUCUAUCUCCUGUGACUUCAUGUGAGGAAUCUAGCUUAAGUAAUGAUUUUGCAGAUCAGAAUGGAUUACAGACGCACAGUAAAGUUGAAAAUGUCAAUGGAGAAAACAUGGUAAAAGCAGUUGUUACAGAAGUGACCACAACAUCAACUGUUUCUACAGAAUCCAAAACUGUUUAUAAAGUAUCAGAGGUGUCAGCAGUCAAAGAUGAUACAGAAACUGUGGUAUCAUCUGCUGAAAACUGUUCGGUAUCCACCGUAACUACCACCACUACUACCACUGUAAAAAAGCUUACCACUCCCAAUACGGAUAGCAAUGUCGAUGUCAUUUGUGUGAAGGAGCAUAGUAAAACUGUGGUUACAACAACUGUGACUGAUUCCUUAACUACUCCAGGAGGAACUUUGGUGACUUCUAUGACAGUCAGCAAGGAGUAUUCUACAAGAGACAAAGUGAAGCUAAUGAAAUUUUCAAGGCCUAAAAAGACUCGUUCUGGAACAGCUUUGCCCUCUUACAGGAAAUUUGUCACCAAAAGCAGCAAAAAGAGUAUCUUCGUUUUGCCCAAUGAUGACUUAAAGAAGCUCGCAAGAAAAGGAGGAAUCAGAGAGGUUCCCUGUUUCAACUAUACAGCUAAGCCUGCUUUGGAUAUCUGGCCGUAUCCCUCCCCAAGACCGACUUUUGGUAUCACUUGGAGGUAUCGACUUCAAACUGUAAAAUCUUUGGCUGGGGUUAGCCUUAUGUUGAGGUUACUCUGGGCCUGUCUAAAGUGGGAUGACAUGGCUGCAAAACCCCCACCUGGUGGAGGAACUACACGCACAGAAACAACAGAAACAGAAAUUACAACAACUGAAAUAAUCAAGCGGAGAGAUGUUGGACCAUAUGGAAUUCGAUCAGAAUACUGCAUACGAAAAAUUAUUUGUCCUAUUGGUGUUCCGGAGGCUCCAAAAGAAACUCCUACACCUCAAAGGAAAGGUCUUCGAUCAAGUGCAUUGAGGCCUAAAAGGCCAGAGACUCCAAAGCAAACAGGCCCAGUUAUAAUUGAAACUUGGGUAGCAGAGGAAGAAUUGGAGCUAUGGGAAAUAAAAGCAUUUUCUGAAAGAGUGGAGAAGGAAAAGGCACAAGCAGUUGAGCAACAGGCUAAGAAGCGACUGGAACAACAGAAGCAAUCGCCUGCAGUGUGUAGUGCCGCUACAGCUACAACAACAAGUAGUGCAGCAACCACUGUCUCCACUCCCCAGAAGGUUGUGGUAAGCUCGUUACCACGUUCUGUGCCCAGCGGAGCCAAAGUGGUACUAGCUACCAAAGUGGGAUCUCCAGCUACAGUAACAUUCCAACAGAGCAAAAAUUUCCACCAGACAUUUGCUACUUGGGUUAAGCAAGGUCAGCCUUCAACAGCAACGAGCACAGCAGCAACUUCAGCAACAGCCAUAUCCAGCAGUGGCCAGACUUUCCAGAUUGCAAGCAGUCCAGUAACAAUGGCAGGGAAAGUGAUCACAAAGUUGCCUCUCCCAGCAAAUAGCAAGAUUGUAGCUGUUAACGUACCAGCUACUCAAGGAGGUGUAGUUCAAGUCCAGCAGAAAGUCUUGGGUAUCAUUCCAUCGACAACAGGAGCAAACCAGCAAACAUUUACUUCAUUCCAGCCAAGGACAGCAACUGUAACUAUUAGGCCAAAUAAUGCAGGGACUGUGUGUACAACAAGUGCUUCACAAGUAAUACCUGGGACUCCUCUCCGACCUGGGAUGACGGUCAUAAGGGCACCACUUCAGCAAUCAGCCUUAGGAAAGACGAUCAUUCGGACACCUGUAGUGGUACAGCAAGGUAUUCUUCCAGCCAGCCAGACACAGCAAGUAGUGACUCAGAUCAUCAGAGGUCAGCCUGUCUCAACAGCAGUGUCCGGUGCUACCACCGUUUCUACAAGUCAGAAGGUAGUAACAGCCCCUGGAACGCCUUCACAGCAUGUGCAGCCACCAGCCACACAGCCACACCCUCCUCGUCCUCAGCAAGGUCAAGUGAAACUUACGAUGGCACAGCUUACGCAGCUCACUCAAGGGCAGGGUGGCAGUCAGGGUUUGACUGUGGUAAUUCAAGGACAAGGUCAAACCACUGGCCAAUUGCAGUUGAUCCCUCAAGGUGUCACUGUAAUACCUGGACCAGGGCAACAACUAAUGCAAGCCGCGAUGCCAAACGGCACAAUUCAACGGUUUCUUUUCACCCCAUUGCCACCAGCAGCUACUACAACAAGCACGGCAACGACAACCGUUUGCACCUCAUCCUCAGCUGCAGGGGAACAGAAGCAAACUUCUUUAGCCCAGCCACAAACACAGCCAGUGCCAGCAGCCCCUCCAGCUAACGAACCACCGCCAGCUCCGCUCCCACCCCAGCCACAAGGACCGUCCCUGAGUAGUCCACCUCCGACUCCAGCUCCAGCACAGACACCACCUACUCCAUCUCCACCGCAGGCUGAAGCUCAGCGAACCCCUGAAGUUCAGGCUCCAGCUUCCCUUCCAGUCCCCACAGUUGCCUCUGAAGCACCGCCACCCGCAGCACCCACAUCAGUGGUAACGCCAGCUGCUGCUCAAGCGCCAUCUCAGAGCCUUGUGCAAGGACAGCCUUUAACUCAAGUUCAGAGCCAGAGCCAGACAGUGGUGCCUCCACAGACCUCGCCAAAAGUCCAGACCGUUCAGCCUGUUCAGGUACAAACCACAGCCCAACAGCCAGUUCCGGUGCAGCCACAUCCUUCUGUGCAGAUCCAGUCUCAGCAGUCCCAGGUUUCAGCCUCAGUCCAAACUUUGCCGGUUGCACAAAAUCUGAGUCAGGUUUCUGUGCAGCCUCCACGGCCCCAGCUGCAAAUUCAGCCGCCACAGACUAAAGUUAUCACAGUGCCCCAACUUCAGCAGCAGGUCCAGGUGUUCUCCCAGCUUCAGUCUCAUGUGGUGGCUCAGAUACAGACGCAGCAAGGUGGGUUGCCUCCGCAGAUUAAGCUUCAGUUACCUAUUCAGAUCCAGCAAGCUGGCCCAGUCCAAGCUCAUCAGAUCCAGAACGUUGUAACUGUUCAAGCAGCCAGUGUUCAAGAACAGCUACAAAGGGUUCAGCAGCUCAGAGAGCAACAGCAGAAGAAAAAACAGCAGCAUAUUGAAAUUAAACGUGAACACUCCCUUCAAGCUUCUAAUCAGAGUGAUAUUAUCCAGAAACAGGUGGUAAUGAAACAUAAUGCUGUGAUAGAGCACUUAAAGCAGAAAAAGACGCUGACUCCUGCUGAACGUGAAGAGAAUCAACGAAUGAUUGUGUGCAACCAGGUAAUGAAAUAUAUUCUGGAUAAGAUAGAUAAAGAAGAAAAACAGGCAGCUAAGAAACGAAAGCGAGAAGAGAGCGUGGAGCAGAAACGUAGCAAACAAAAUGCAACCAAACUCUCAGCUUUGCUUUUCAAACACAAGGAACAACUUAAAGCUGAAAUACUGAAGAAAAGAGCACUUCUGGACAAAGAUCUACAGAUUGAAGUGCAGGAAGAACUAAAGAAGGAUCUGGCUAAAAUUAAGAGGGAAAAGGAAAAGGCCCAGGCAGCCGCUGCUGCUGCUGCAGCCGCUGCUGCAGCAGCCGCUGUACCUCCUCCUCCACCACCACCGCCACCACCACCACCGCCGCCGCCUCCCCCUCCCCCUCCACCACCACACAUUACCAGCAUUGCAUCAUCAACCACAGUCACAACAUCUGUUUCAUCCCAUAAAAGAAAGCGAGAGGAAGAGAAGGAAUCCUCUUCUUCAAAAUCCAAGAAAAAGAAAAUGAUUUCUACUACCUCAAAGGAAACCAAGAAGGACACAAAGCUUUACUGCAUCUGCAAAACGCCUUACGAUGAAUCUAAGUUCUAUAUUGGCUGUGAUCUUUGUACUAACUGGUAUCAUGGAGAAUGUGUUGGCAUCACAGAAAAGGAGGCUAAGAAAAUGGAUGUGUACAUCUGUAAUGAGUGUAAACGGGCACAAGAGGGCAGCAGUGAGGAAUUGUACUGUAUCUGCAGAACACCUUAUGAUGAGUCACAAUUUUACAUUGGCUGUGAUCGAUGCCAGAACUGGUAUCAUGGGCGCUGCGUUGGGAUCUUGCAGAGCGAGGCAGAUCUCAUCGACGAGUAUGUCUGUCCGCAGUGUCAGUCCACAGAAGAUGCCAUGACAGUACUCAGCCCCUUGACAGAUAAAGAUUACGAGGGGCUGAAGAGAGUGCUACGUUCACUGCAGGCUCACAAAAUGGCAUGGCCCUUUCUAGAACCAGUAGAUCCCAAUGAUGCUCCAGAUUAUUACGCUGUCAUCAAAGAACCUAUGGAUCUCUCCACCAUGGAGGAAAGAAUCCUGAAACGUUACUACAAAAAGGUGACAGAGUUUGUGGCCGACAUGACCAAAAUAUUCGAUAACUGUCGUUACUACAAUCCAAAUGACUCUCCUUUUUAUCAGUGUGCAGAGGUUCUGGAGUCAUACUUUGUACAGAAAUUAAAAGGAUUCAAAGCAAGCAGGUCUCAUAACAACAAACUGCAGUCUACAGCUUCUUAAAGUUCCACGUGUUGCCCUAAUACACAGACAGGAAGAAUCUGGUUCUCUGAAACUUUUUAAAUUGAGAAGCCAGAGAUUUUUAGUCAGGACGUCCUGACAAGUCUUGAUGUAAACUGCAUUUUUAUCAGUCACAUCAGAUUAUAUUCUCGACUAAUUUUGUCCAAAGGACAAAUGAAUGAAAGUCAGCAGCAUCGUUUUCUUCUCAAGAUGAAAUUGUGCUGUUGUGGCAGAAACAGGAAAACAUUUUGUUGAUGGACAAGAGAGAAAACAAGCAAGAGUAAACAUGAUACAAUAAAAUGGGGUCGCGCUCUAACUCCAUGGAAAUGUCACAUCUGUUCUUCAGUGAAGAAGCUGGUUUAAAGUCCACACAGAGAACUUUUGACUGUAUUUAUUUAUUGUUGCAAAAGGACGCUUUUUUUAUCGCUGCCCUCAUUUGUCAGCUAAUUAUUUUUUCUUAUAAUCCCCAAGCCCUGGUUAUAUGUAACCCAUUCUGUAUCUUCCCAUGAUUCCUGUAGGUAAAAGUACAAGAUGACCUCUAGAUGUCUUUUCUUUCUAUGAAAGGAGCUGCUAUGUACACAUGUGCACAAACAAACUGGGAAUCAACAAUGAGUUUAUUGUUCAUGGUAGAUGAAAACAAUUAAGCUUGCAUAAAAGUCGGGCUGAGUGGUCAAUGAACUACAGACUUUGUUGCCUUGAGUAUAACAGUACAAUGUCAUUUACUCUGCACCGGACUGAUAUGAGUAAAAUCUAUUUGAAGGUAUCUUGUUUGUAAACAUUUGUCAGAUUCUAAUUUUUUUUCUUUUUGUAUUAAAAAUUCAAAAUAUGGAUGUAUAUGAAACAAAAUAAAUGGAGAUCAUUGUUCUCUCCACAGAUGUAGGUGUCUUUUGAAUGUUCACUAACAUGUUUGUAAGUUUUGGAGGUUUAUUCUGAAGUGUAAGGGUCUGAGGUAGGAUGAAAAUGUGGCAAGGGAAAAAAAAGGACAAACAAACCCCAAGUGUGUUUCUAGUAGUUUUUAAUCAAAAAUAAUAAAAUUCUACUGUGAUGCCAGAAAUAUUUCAUCUUGAUGGCAAAGGAGUUGUGUGAGAAUGAUCAUUUCCCAUUGCUAAAUGAGGUAAUGAGCAGAUUGAUAGUGUGAGGUUAAAAAUGGUCUCAAAAGUGUGUUUCAUUUUUCACUUUUCUACUAGGGAAAGGUAUGUAAAAAGAUGAAGCCAACAAGAGAGAGAGUCCUUACAGGUUUUCUUUAUUACUCUCUAGCAAGUCACGUUUGCUGAUAUUUUUGUAUGUGCAUCAUAAACCAACAGCAGUUGGUUUCCGUACCUCUACACGUAUCUUAACUAGAUUUUGCACUAAUUCACAGUUUUGCCCUUCAGUGAUCCAGAAUUUGUCUAUGGAUGAGCUUUCCUUGGGUUUAACCUCACCCUGCUAUGCAAGAACAUUUUCUGUUACUUUCUUAGACAUUGCUGUUGACCACAAGAUUCUUAUAAGUACAGGCUCAGGUGUACAGAUACUUCGGGGUUAAUCUUCUCUAUGAAAGCCUAUUCUUUUGUACAUAGAUACUGUCAUUUAACCAAUGUGAAAUCAAAAGGAAGUUAUUGUUCAUUGUGAGGAGGGCAUCGAUUUAUUAUUUUUUUUAAGAAAGUAGGAAGACAAGUAUUUGUGUGUUAGUAUAUUAGGAGUUUUUAGAAAGAAAUGCUACAUAUUGUAUGCAUUAUGUUUAUAAAGAAGGAUUUUUUUCAACCUAAAUUCUACAAAUAUUGUCUUUUCACAAUAUUUCUGUAUUAUUCGUACAUAUGGCUGACAUUGAAAAACCAUGUUGAGAAGAGAAAUUUCCUACCUGUAGGCAAUAGAUUACUGUUUUUAACAAAUUGUGACAAACUGAAGAAUAACUCUUUUGUACAUAAUAGGGACAGUUCAUCUUAGACUAAUAAAGUAAUGUUGUUCGACAUCAGAUUUGGUGGAGUUCCUAAUGAAACAUCAGUUGUCUCGAAUAACAUAUGUAGCACUUGGCAUUGCCAGACUGUGCAGAAAUUCUUGGGAAUUUUUCAUAUAAAUAAUUAUGAAAUGAGGAAAAUGCUAAUUUCAUACACUUUUUACCAAGCCUCACCUUUUUUCCUACUGCUUUGUAAUACAUGAAGAUAAUUCUUAGCUGUAUCAACUAUGGUAAUUUUUAGGGUUUUUUGAAGUUUUAUUUAUGAGCCAGUGUAAUGUGUGUACAUUUUAAAUACCACUUCUGUAUAAGGAAUAAAGAAAAUUAUACUUUACUCAGUUUUUCUUAAAUGAAACAAUGUGCAGCAUAUUCUCCCUUCCGUGUUUUUAAAAUUCAAGAAAGUUCCUUCAUUUACUCUGAGAUAUUUAAUGUGGUUAUCGAGUCUCCUGAAUGAACUGAGGAAAGUUUUAAAUUAUAGCUCCUCGGUCAAAUGGAUUAAUUUGGUGUUCCAUGUAUAAAAAGGGUUCAAAAGUUCUGAACUGCUCCUUAGUUGUGUUCAUUGGUGGUUGGGUGGUUGGGAUGGAUUAGAGCCCAUUUCUGGAGACUCAGGUUAGAAUGGAAAUAUCUUGAACAACUGCAGAAUGUUUGCCUCACUGUGCACAAAGCACAUUGAACAAAUUUUUCAGAAUGGUUAUUUUGCAGUAAAAACAGUCUUAUCAGUCUGCUCUUUUUAAAAUAUAUGUUAGCAGAAGUAUGCGUAAAAUAUGUAUUUUAUAUGGACCAGCUGUUAAUUUAUAAUA